GAACAGAUCGAGUUCAUCCAUUGGGACAGUACAAUCUCAGGACCUAGGCGCCAAUGUCACCAUUUCAGACAUGGUCGAAGACGCCUUAGAGCUCAUCAGCCAAGACGGAGACUACAUGGAGCGAAUGGGGAUGGACAUCAGAAUGCAGUGCGUUCUGUGCAACUGGGCUGGACCCAAAAUCAUACUCGAAUACCACAUUAGAAAGGAGCACUCCAACGACAUAGACAAGCAAGAGAAGCGCGAAUGGAACAUAAGCUACUCGCUAGGCAGCGUGCAUCAGCAGUUGUGGCAGUCUCGGGUUAUCGAGCACGAAUCCGCCCUUUACGUACUCAGCGUCAAGUGUCAACCACCAGGCUGUUUCAUGGCCACGCUAGCAACGCUCACAACAGACCCGGAGCUAACAACGGGCAGCAUAACCGUCUUCAACCGAGUCACCGGCGAGCCCCACACCUGGAUCGGAGAAAUACAAGAGCUACCCCCCAGCCUGCCCUACGACGCACAACCCGGCCUUCAACUCGACCUGGCAAGUUUAGACCUCCUACCUAACAGUGCCAACUUGAAGUUGAUGAAUGGAGAACUGGUGUUGCAAUCGCCGACAAAAGUGGUCUUUGGACAGCUAGAGUUGAACGAUAUACAUAUUAUAUUGUUUGUUAAGAUAUCUUAACAAAUCUUUGCACUUUCAGAGAUUAUUUUUCGAUCACCCUUGAGGCUUAGUUUUGUUUUUAUGUAACCAUUUUUUUUUGCAUUGUUUCUUUUUGUCAGCUUAACUGCUUACAACUGGACUUGGCAAGUUUAGACCUCAUACCUAACAGUGCCAACUUGAAGUUGAUGUUUGGAGAACUGGUAUUGCAAUCGCCGACAAAAGUGGUAUUUGGACAGCUACAGUUGAACGAUAUUCAUAUUAUAUUGUUUGUUAAGAUGUAUUAACAAAUUGUUACACUUUCAGAGAUUAUUUUUCGGUUAUCAACCUUGUAAAUUGUUGGUAUAAUUUUGUUGUUUUAACACUUGAAGCAAAAUGUGUCUUAAUUUGUUUAGCUUUUGUUCAAAAUUGUUCGUUUUGUUGGUCACCCAGACUAAUUUACAGCUAGAAUUGGCCAGUGUAUAACUGAUACCCAACAGUUGAAGUUAUAAAAUAAGAACAUAUACUAAGUUAAGUGGUUUUCUUAUACCUCCUUUUUCUAGCAUAAGUAAAAUGGUACACUAUUUUACAUACCUUUAUUUGUUAAAAAAAACUUAUCAUUUUUUAUACCAUUGUUUAGGAAAGUAAAAAAUAUUUAAAUGAUCAUAUUUGCUAAGUAUAUAAGUAUUACAUAUUUGCUUUGAUUUAUUUUCCAAAAACGAUUUUCUAAAUUAAGACACCUUUAGACUGUUUGCCAUUUUUCUAAUACUAAAAUACAAGGUAUGGAAUUCGUUAUUAUUUAGAGCAACGGAUAUGUAUAGAUGUAGUGCGAAAAGGGUUUCCUUCGGAAACGUUCGUAUUUGUCAUGCUAGUUCAGUCAAUGUCAGUACAUCUUGUACUGAGACUGACUGAAAUAGCAUGACACGUUCGUACGUUUCCGUAACUAUACGAAGGCAACUCACAACAUCUGUACCGCGGUAACGUUUAAUUUUAAAUCUUUUAGUCAUUUAUUCAAUACCUAUUAUAUUUUGAAGGAAAAGGAGGCUCCAGUUUUUAAAAGAUUUUCUUUUAUUUUCAUGGUGUUUGGUGAUAUAAUCGAAUAUUGAAUGUAACAUACAAGUCAUAGCUACGUUUAGAUAACAUUAUGAUGACGCUAUGAGUAUAUUGAUUGUGUUGUGUACAUACACUGGUUUUGAGAUUCUCUUUGAAAAUCGUAUUUUCUUAUAACUUCCGGUUCUAGUAUUUAAGUAAAUCAUGCCAUUUUUGUGAUACUAUAAUAUUAAGAUAGUUUUCCAUAAAACUUAAAGUUGAUUAUUAAGGUAAAGCAGAUUAUAAAUCGUGUUGAUUUUUAUAGGUCUAUAUUGUUUGAUUUGGAGAUUUUUUCAGUUACUUUUAUAAGCACUUUGUUGAUUAGUUUUAUAACUGUGUUUUUAUUUGAGUCUACCAUAGAAUGGUAACGAAUGUGUUCAUGAGGCCAAAACUUGGUUUUGAUUGCCAUGAAAAUCAGUAUUAGCAAGGUAUUAGAUUAGGUAAUAACAUACGCAUGAUAUCUACUAAUUAUAAAUCAGUAGGUACCAUACUUCCUUAAGUACCUACCUACACACUAAGUGCCAGUCUAAAUUAUUUAAAGAAAAAAUACCCAAGCUUAGGUAUUUACAUUAACAAGUCUGUUUUGACUGAAACACGUAUGGCAAUCACAUAAUAAGGAAAGCCGCUACGAAUAUACCCACAAUGCGUAGUAAUUUAAGUAUGAAUAUAUUUUGUAAAUUAUUUUGCCCUGUACAGUUGCAACUAUGACUAAGUUGUUAUUUGAAGAGCUUGACCACAAAUCAUUUUAUUUUCGCACGAUUCUUUUCAUAAUUGUACCAUACUGGCUGCCUUAUACCUGUUAUGAUGAUAACUGCAUAGUUGGGCAUAUACACGGGUCUUCCCUCCUAAAAAUGGUUUCCAUAAAUAAAUUAGGAAAAUGUGAAGUCUAAUUUCAUCCCACGAGCCUACGCCUCUGGGCCCCUUAUCGUAGUCUGGACCUUUGUAAACAUGUUGAUUGUCCAAUGUUAAAAUCCAUGAUAGACUUACAUUAAGUGUUAAUUUUAGGUAGAUUUUACCUACCGACAUCUUGAUCAGUUUGUGAUCGGACUGUACUAAACAGUAUUUUAAAGUUAAGACAAUCUGCCAUAACUUAGCUGCGUUUUAUUGUAAUUUUCAUCUCAAAGAAAGUAGUUGUUUCUGAUCUCAAUUGUUAUUUUAAGAAAGGUUGAUUAAAGAAAUUUCUUUAAA
Molecule: messenger RNA, 2896 nt
Organism: Leguminivora glycinivorella
Lineage: Eukaryota; Metazoa; Arthropoda; Insecta; Lepidoptera; Tortricidae
Exons: 4
Coding region: 71-664 (197 amino acids)
Source: RefSeq, a predicted model, not a curated record